Molecule: messenger RNA, 519 nt
Organism: Solanum pennellii
Lineage: Eukaryota; Viridiplantae; Streptophyta; Magnoliopsida; Solanales; Solanaceae
Exons: 1
Coding region: 1-519 (172 amino acids)
Source: RefSeq, a predicted model, not a curated record
AUGGCACCUGAAAAUCAACCAUCGACAGGUCCUCCGACUUUUAAUGAAGAGAAUUAUCACAUAUGGGACAUCAAAAUGAAGGCUUAUCUAAAGGCUCUUAACUUAUGGGAUGUUUUUGAGCUUGGAGAACCUUCUAUCCAUCCAUUGAGAGUUAAUGCAAUACCUAAUGAAAUUAAGAAGUAUGAUGAGUUGGUGACUAGAUCUCCACGAGCUCUCACUUGCAUAUAUUCAAGUAAUACAGACGUGAUGUUUACGAGUAUUAUGACUUGUGAAACAGCCAAAAAGGCUUGGGAUAAGUUAAAAGAGGAGUUUGAAGGAAACAAUAGAGUAAAGUUUGUUAGACUCUUAGCAUUAAAGAGAGAGUUUGAGGUUUUGAAGAUGAAAGACUUAGACAGUGUGAAAGAAUACUCUUCAAAGCUGAUGGAGAUUGUGAGCCAGAUAAGAAUACUUGGAGAAACCUUUCCAGAUCAGAAAGUUGUAGAGAAGAUCAUGGUCAGUCUUCCAAACAAGUUUGAAUAA